AUGGAAGAUGGUGACAAGGUCCUUAAAGACUUUGUUAGCAUCCUAGAAGACCUUACGUUCAACUCGCGCCCUAUCAUCACGAGCCUGACGAAGAUGGCGGAGGAAAAUAUCUCGUACGCACAGCAGUUCGUUGAUGCAGUAGAGUCGCGCAUUGCCAAGUGCGUUCCCAACCAGAAGCUGUAUGCCUUCUAUGCACUGGACUCAAUCUGUAAGAACGCAGGCUCGCCCUACACCAUCUACUUCAGUCGCAAUCUGGCCAAGAUAUACCGGCAGACAUACCUCAUCGUGGACAACGCCACGAGGACCAAGCUGAUUCUCAUGUUCAAGACGUGGAUGACGCCAUUGCCGACUGGCGAGCUUUUGUUUGACAAGGAUACCCUGGACCGAAUCGAGCAGUUCCUGAUCAAGGCCAGUUCUUUGCAUCAGAGGCAGGCACAAGCCAUGGCUCCGCCCCCGACGGUGCCGCAGUUACUGCGCGACAUUGACAAACUGACUUCAAUGACACAGGAGAGGUUAGGAAAGGAGCCAUCAGACUCCAAGCUACAGUCAAAGAUCAUUGUGUUGCAGCAGCUGAAGCAUGCUCUGCAAAAGGAGCGGCUGCCGCUGCAGGCGCUGCACCAGGUGCAGCAGCAGUUGCGGCAUAUCUUUGCACAAGAGCAGCAGGUUCUCUGGCAUCAACAGCACAAGGAGCAGCAGCUUCGCAAGAUGGCGCAGCAGCAGAUGCAGGUUUCCGCCCCCGUAUUCGAGCAUAGUGCGCCGCCAAUGAGCCAUUCAUUCGAGGGCUCCUCACUCUUUGGAAACGCAACACUUUCAAUGUCUUUCCUCGAUAGCAUAUCCUCCAGCAAUGGCUCCGCAGGGUCACAGUGCUCUAAUAAAGUUUCCAAAGUUGAAUCGAUCUAUAGGACGUUGAAACAGCAUAGGAUGUUGCAUGAACCAGGCGAACAAUCGGUGGUAAAAUUAGCAUCUCUACUUGAAAAAUCCAUGGGACCAGCUGACAACAUGCAACUACCACCUUUUUCUCUUUUACAGGAUAUACUCGGCAACGUGAGAGCUCACUAUGCAGUUCGGAAUAUUGAUAUACUCAACACUCCUAACCUGCAACUAUCGCAACAAUUCGUGAUGCAGAAAAAUAAUCCACUAACGGAGCAAUUGAUGCAUUUGCUGUACCGUUCCAAGCCGAACAAAUGUACCUCUUGCGGGGUGCGAUUUGGAACCAGCCAAACGGAACAUCAGAUGGAGAUUGAUCAUUUUGACUGGCACUUCCGGAUUAACAAAAGGAUUAAGGGUACGCAGUCAAAUAGUCAAGUCAUUGCAAAAAAUAUUCAGUCAAGAACUUGGUACCUUAAUGAUGAACAGUGGAUACUUUUCAAGGACGAAGAUAUUGUAUCCACCAACACAAAUAAUCCAGCAAUUAAUACUGUUGCGUUAGCAAUGAGCCAAACCACAACGGCCUCGGAAUCAGAAAACAAAGCCAAAAAUGAAUUGCAAAUUAGGAAAAAGUACGUUGUUGUGCCGGAUGGCGUUUCGGAUAUGUCGUUCCAGUGUUCCAUAUGUACCGAAGUCACCUCUGCCGUCUAUGAUGAAGAUCUGUCAGAAUGGGUGUGGCGGAACUGUGUUGGAUCUAACGGCAAAUAUUUCCAUGCCACUUGUUUUGAAGAAGCGUCAAAGAGUACCGCAGACUCCGGGGGAGCAUCAACCGGUAUUGACUCUGACUUGGAGCGACUAAAGGGGUUAGUAAAUAGUAAUAACAGUAAUGCAGAAUGA
Messenger RNA from Eremothecium gossypii ATCC 10895, 1764 nucleotides. It is a transcript of the gene PCF11, whose product is annotated as Pcf11p. The transcript has a single exon. The record is from RefSeq and is marked provisional. Gene Ontology annotation, biological process: termination of RNA polymerase II transcription. Lineage: Eukaryota; Fungi; Ascomycota; Saccharomycetes; Saccharomycetales; Saccharomycetaceae. Bases 1 to 1764 code for a protein of 587 amino acids. Gene Ontology annotation, cellular component: mRNA cleavage factor complex; cytoplasm. Gene Ontology annotation, molecular function: mRNA binding; RNA polymerase II complex binding.